UCUCUCCCAUCAGCCCCAAAUCAAUCCAGGGUUUUAGCGCCAUCCUCCCUUCUACUAAAUCCCUUUAUCUGUAUUUGAGUUUCCAUAACCAUGGAGUCAAUCCCAGGGGAACCCCAAAUAAAUCAUCAGUUUAAACAUUUGAUCGGCCAAAACCAUGAAAUUGCGCUUAGCCAAUCAAUUCAAACCCUAUUAGACUCUCUCCAUGGUUCCAAUUUUGAAAAGAUCUCACUUUUGUCCGCAGAUUUUAAGAUAUUAUUACAAUGUAAAACCAACCCAUCUCUUGAAACCAUCUGGGUUUACUCAGCUUUAGCUUUUCACCACCUCAAUUCAUCCAAAAAUGAGCCUUUGAAUCAAUUUGCAGCAAUAAAAGACUUGUUUCAGCUCAUAAUUUCUUAUUCUGCCAGCUGUAGUUCUUUGAAAAGCAUUGUUUUGAUGUCGCCUGUAAUUUAUCACGUGCAUAAAUUUGCUGUAGAUUCGAAGGGUUAUGAUUUGAGGUCUAAGAAAGGAAAGAAAUUGAUGAAAGAGAUUAAGGGCUUGGUGGAUUCGAUUCUGGGAUAUAUAAAUGUGUGCUGCGAAGCUCUGGAGGAUGAUUUUGAUGGUUUGGAAGGCUUGAUUAAGCCGUUUGAGGAUUUAGUUAGUAUUUGGAUUUGGAAUGAAAAUAAAAAAGACAGGCUUAGGCUGUUUUUUCCACUUCUGGGGGAAGACUUAGUUGAAAAGAUUAGCGUUGGAGGGUGUGAAUUGAAUGAACUAGCUGGUUAUGUUAUUGCUGAGGUGUUUCUUUUAAAGCUCUGCUUGGCAUUUCGUUGUGGGAAUUCAGGAAAGGAAUUACAGAAUGAGCUAAGAAAUUGGGUGGUUGGUUCUAUUACCGGGCUUCAGAAUUCUUACUUCUUUGAUUCUUUAUUGAGGAUGCUGCUAGGACCGACUUUGCCUGUGACCUUCCUACUGAUUUCUGAAGAUGAAAAAUCAUUGAGAAAACUCUUGUAUGAGCCUGUAAUAUUAGUUGAAUACUCUUUUCUUAGUCCUGAUAGAUUGGCUCAUUUGCCUGCCAAUCAUGCCAAAAAUAUUGCAUUGGGAAGAUUGAUGGUUACACACGAAGCAAUAGAAUUCUUCAGGAAACAUGGGGACCAUACUAAAGCACUUUCUUGUACAAAUGCAUUUUCUACUUCUAGCUUACCAUCUGAACUAACGAAAUGGGUCAGGAGUGAGAUAGAUGUCAAUGACAACAACAAUGGACCAAAUGGUUCAUCACCAAAAGCAUUUUUAAGAUGGAUACUUGACAGAGAGAAUCAAGGGAUUCAAAUAUUUGAUAAUGACAUGUCAAGUUAUCAUGCCAAAUUGAUACUUGAUAAUUCGGAAGAAGAUUUCAAUUUGUCAGUUUACAAGGAGAAUAAGAAAACAGAUGCCGAUCUUUUCUUUUACAUUGAUAACAAGGGAGAUGCUGAAAAUGAAGUCAAGAAAGAUGAAAAGAUGACUGAAGCUGUGAGUGCUGCAUUUGUGGCUGCUGCCCAGUCGCUGCAGUCAGCUGAACAUGGAGAGAGGAAACGUAAAGGUGGAAAUAUGAAGAAGAACAAUCGGCUAAAAUUUCUCAAGUAUGACCUUUAUGAAGGUUCUGCUCCAUCUGCAGCAAAGCCUGCAGUUGUUGAUGAUAAUGGUUUGAGUAGUGGAAGUGAUGUUGAGAAUCCAUCCUCUGAUGAAGACGAGAACUAGUGGUCUAGUGGCGCAAUAAGGGCUUCGGAGAAAGAUGGAAGUCUCUAAAGGAUUCCAGAGAACACUGAAUGGAACUGUAUUUGUGAACCCGUUACCCUGUAUAUGAGCAAGGCAUGUGGUGUGGAAUGUACAUUGCCCGGCAAAUGAAGGGCAUCAUUGGCAGAGCUGCUUCACUUGGACGAAAAGGUCUGGUUUUUAAGCGCAUCCUCCAGGAGCUGGUGCUGAAGUAAUUAGUUUUUUUUUUUGACGGAAAAGCUAUAGGAUGAUUUCGUUGUAGUUUCCAUCUUGCAGCAUGCAUGGUACAAGUGCCUGAAUUGUUUAGUUUUCCAUUUGGUCGAACGCUUAGUCCUGUGACGAUAUUAUUUCUGUGACGAGUCAUUUGAUGUACUAAUUUUACGGAAUGAGAAGCCAAGCAAUAUG
Molecule: messenger RNA, 2127 nt
Organism: Coffea eugenioides
Lineage: Eukaryota; Viridiplantae; Streptophyta; Magnoliopsida; Gentianales; Rubiaceae
Exons: 5
Coding region: 91-1707 (538 amino acids)
Source: RefSeq, a predicted model, not a curated record